Messenger RNA from Artibeus jamaicensis (Jamaican fruit-eating bat), 1027 nucleotides. RefSeq names its product 40S ribosomal protein S12-like. Lineage: Eukaryota; Metazoa; Chordata; Mammalia; Chiroptera; Phyllostomidae. The record is from RefSeq and is a predicted model, not a curated record. The transcript has a single exon. Gene Ontology annotation, cellular component: cytosolic small ribosomal subunit. Gene Ontology annotation, molecular function: structural constituent of ribosome. The coding region runs from base 659 to 976 and encodes 105 amino acids.
GAAACUUCAGGAAAAGAAAUGAAAAAACAAUUGUUUUUGUAAGUGGAACCAAAAGAGUUAAAAUACCUGGGGAUAAACUUAACAAAAGAUGUAAGGGACCUAUGCACUGAAAAUUACAAAGCAUUGUUAAAAGAGAAUGGAGAAAGACACAAUGAAAUGGGAAGAUAAUCCAUGUUCAUGGAUUGGAAGAAUCAACAUAGAUAAAAGGGCAUAUCACCCAAAGCAAUAUCUGUAUUGCAUUUAAUCCCCAUCAAAAUCCCAAUGUUAUUUUUUUAAAGAAGUAGAACAAAAACAUCAGAUUUGUAUGGAACCACAAAAGACCCCAAAUAGUCAAAGCAACCCUGAGAAAUAAGAACAAAGCCAGAAGUAUCAUACUACCUGACUUCAGAUUACACUACAGAGCUACAAUAAUCAAAAUAGCAUGGUAUUGGGGGGGGUGGAAACAGACACACUGACCAAUAGCCCAGAACUGAGAGCCCUGAAAUAAAACUACAUGUAUAUGGGCAAAUAAUUUUUGACAAACAAGCCAAAAACACACAAUGGAGAAAAGAAAGCCUCUUCAAUAAAUGGUGUUGGGGAUUUUCCUGCCAUUGAGAAGUUGCACAGAGGUGGAGGCUUGUAUGCAUUCAAGAUUCAACUCCACCCAUAAUCCACUGUUAUGGCUGAGGAAGGCAUUACUGCUGGAGGUGUAAUGGACAUUAAUACUGCUUUACAAGAUGUGCUGAAGACCACCGUCAUCCAUGAUGGCUUAGCAUGUGGAAUUUGUAAAGCUUCCAAAGCCUUUGUGUGUUUGCAUACAACUGAUGGGCCUCUGUAUGUCAAGUUUGUGGCUGCUCUUUGUGCUAAACACCAAAUCAAUCUAAUUAAGGAUGACAGCAAUAAGAAACUAGGGGUAUGGGUAGAUCUUUUUAAAAUCAGCAGAGUGGGAACGCCCCAUAAAGUGGUUGGUUGCAGUUCUGUCAUAGUUAAGGACUAGACAAGGAGUCUCAGGCAAAUGAUGUCAUCAAGGGUACUUCAAAUGCAAGAC